AUGACCAAGCUUUUCACCCCUCUUCGCGUCGGGCGCAUGGAGCUCUCCAACCGCAUCGCAAUGGCACCCAUGACUCGCUUCCGCGUUGCCGAUGACCACGUCCCUCUUCCCCUCGUCAAGGAGCACUACGCCCAGCGCGGCUCCACGCCAGGGACCCUCCUCAUCACCGAAGGAACCCUAAUCACCCCCCAAGCCGGCCUCUACCCCAACGUUCCCGGCAUCUGGAACGACGCCCAGAUCGCCGCUUGGAAGGAAGUCACCGACGCCGUCCACGCCAAGGGCUCCUACAUCUAUAUGCAGCUAUGGGCGCUGGGCCGCGCCGGAAGCGCAGACCUCCUCAAGGCUUCUGGCUUUGACCUUGUCUCUGCCAGUGAUAUUCCUAUGUCUAGCGAAGCGCCUGCUCCGCGCCCGCUGACUGAAGAAGAGAUUCAGUCUUAUAUUCAGGACUAUGCGCAGGCUGCACGCAAUGCCGUCGCCGCGGGCUUCGACGGUGUCGAGAUCCACGGUGCCAAUGGCUACCUGAUUGACCAAUUCAUUCAAGACGUCAGCAACAAGCGCACCGACCGCUGGGGCGGCAGCGUCGAGAACCGCGCCCGCUUCGCGAUCGAAAUCACCCGGGCCGUGUCCGAUGCCAUCGGCGCAGACCGCACGGCCAUCCGCUUCAGUCCCUACAGCACCUUCCAGGGAAUGAGAAUGGAGAACCUGCACCCACAAUUCUCGUAUCUGGCGCGCGAACUGGCCCCACUGAAGCUGGCGUACACGCACUUGAUCGAGGGCCGCGUUGCUGGUUAUGCGGAUAUCGAGUCUGCCGAUGAUCUCCUGUUCUUCGUGGAUGCGUACCGGGGUGCGGGCCCCGUCGUGAUUGCUGGUGGGUAUCAGCCUGAGUCGGCCAAGGAGGCGGUUGAUCAGAAGUACAAGGAUCAUGAUGUGGUUAUUGGAUUUGGUCGGCCGUUUACGUCGAAUCCGGAUCUGGCGUUCCGUAUUAAGGAGAAUGUGCCUCUUGUGCCGCAUAAACGCGAGGUGCUGUAUCUUCCGAAGGAUCCUAAGGGAUAUAACGACUGGCAGUUUAGUGCUGAGUAUAAGAAGGCUGUUGAGACUGCGGCUUAA
Penicillium daleae is the source of this 1107-nucleotide messenger RNA. Its product is annotated as alkene reductase. The record is from RefSeq and is a predicted model, not a curated record. Lineage: Eukaryota; Fungi; Ascomycota; Eurotiomycetes; Eurotiales; Aspergillaceae. Gene Ontology annotation, molecular function: NADPH dehydrogenase activity; FMN binding. The transcript has a single exon. The coding region runs from base 1 to 1107 and encodes 368 amino acids.